AAUGUUGAGAGCUACUAUGACCUUCGCAUUUUUAGUAGCGUAGACUUUGAACCAAUGCUGAACGGUUCGAACGAAAACGAAACAAGUAGCUCAAGCAUAGCGUUAGAAAAUAGAGAUAACAUGAGCGCUGGUACGGCGACGUUGGAGCGUGAGCUGGCCAGUACUCGACGACUGCUGUGGGGCGACCACGUCAAGGAGGAAGUGUUUCGGCGAUGGGCGCAAGGUUUUCAGUUUAGCUCCGAUGAACCAAGUGCGCUUAUUCAGCAGGAAGGUGGGCCCUGCGCCGCCAUCGCGCCCGUCCAAGGGUUCCUCCUCAAGAUCCUACUGUCUGAGACACCUGGACAUAGUCUUCAAGAUUUAACAUCUGAGAAGUGUAAUUCCUUGCUUGUUAGGGCUGUGUGUACGAUUUUAAGUCAGUGUCUAGCUUCUAAGUACAAUGUUGCUGUAUAUCGGAAGAACGACACGGAGGCCGAAACUAGCACGAGCCUCAAUGUUAGUGCAGAGGAACAGUCGUGUGAUGCCAUCGACCACUUUCACAGAAGAAUGGAGGUGCACUCCUUUCAGACUUUAUCUGAAGUGGAAGCGUUUUACACAAGAAACAUUCGUAUUUUGAAGGACAAAUAUGGUGUACUUCUGUUGUUAUAUAGUGUCAUCCUAAGCAAAGGAGUCAGUACUGUAGAAGCCGAACUUUCGGAACUGUCUGAUCCUCUCAUACAUUCAACGUAUGGAUACGGAUCUCAAGGACUCAUCAAUCUAAUGCUCACGGGUAGAGCAGUGGCGCACGUCUGGGACCAUGACCAGGUGGUGGGGGGUCUGCGCUUGCGAGGAAUUGAGAGACAGAACGACAUAGGCUUUUUGACUAUUAUGGAACACAUGCAGUACUGUACUGUUGGUUCCUUUUAUAAGAAUCCUAAACAUCCUGUCUGGGUUUUAGCUUCGGAGACACACUUGACAGUGCUAUUCUCAUUAGAAAGAAGACUAGCAGCUCCUGAAACUGUAGGAGAAUCUGCGGAACGCAUUUUUAGAUCGUUUGACCCGGAGGGAAAUAAUUUUAUCCCUUCAGCAGCUCUACAAGAUGUUUUAUGCGCUGCGGAUCUGGUCAGUGAACCAGAGUAUGUGGAUUUGAUGAGACGAAAACUAGAUUCAGAGAAUUUAGGAAUUAUAUUAUUGAGUGCAUUCAUGGAUGAAUUCUUUCCUGGUUGUGAACGUGGUGCACCAGACACAUUUACGCUACACCAUUACAAUGGCUUGUCACGCAGUAACCCAGGAGGGCGAGUUUCCUACCGCACUGGUCGUGCAGCGCUACUAGAGUGUCCAAUGAGAGCAGCCACCACAGACCCCAUGUUAACGUGCUUGCAAACGAAGUGGCCCAGUAUUGACGUGGUUUGGGAUGAAGGUCAAUCACCCUCUCUAAAUUAGCGCACACAACAAAAUGUGCUCUGAACUUAUACUGUGACAGAGUGAGGAGAGUUAACAUAAAAUGUAUGUUAAAAUAUGUUGCAGAAAAUUCCAUUACUUUAUGUAUUAUUUUAUGUAUAGAAAUUAUAUUGAAUAAUUUCAAGGUCGUUCGGAUUACAUGCAUUAUCAUGGUCAGCUAUUUUUCAUAAAUUUGAUCACUUAAACAGAAUAUUAUUAAUUGCACAUCAAAAAACUUAUCACAAAGCAAUAUAUGUAUAUAUAUUAUUUAAA
Messenger RNA from Melitaea cinxia (Glanville fritillary), 1689 nucleotides. RefSeq names its product ubiquitin carboxyl-terminal hydrolase MINDY-3 homolog. The transcript has 2 exons. Gene Ontology annotation, molecular function: cysteine-type deubiquitinase activity; K48-linked deubiquitinase activity. The coding region runs from base 55 to 1419 and encodes 454 amino acids. The record is from RefSeq and is a predicted model, not a curated record. Gene Ontology annotation, biological process: protein K48-linked deubiquitination. Lineage: Eukaryota; Metazoa; Arthropoda; Insecta; Lepidoptera; Nymphalidae.